Messenger RNA from Aspergillus melleus, 831 nucleotides. RefSeq lists its product as uncharacterized. NCBI's taxonomy places the organism in Eukaryota, Fungi, Ascomycota, Eurotiomycetes, Eurotiales, Aspergillaceae. The record is from RefSeq and is a predicted model, not a curated record. Gene Ontology annotation, molecular function: aldehyde dehydrogenase (NAD+) activity. The transcript has a single exon. The coding region runs from base 1 to 831 and encodes 276 amino acids.
AUGAUAUCGGGAUUCGGAACGCCGGCCGGCUGUGCCCUGGCGUCACACAUGGAUGUCCGAUGCUUAAGCUUCACUGGCUCUUCUCUUACAGGACAGAAGAUUCAAAUGGCAGCGGCGAGCUCUAACAUGAAGCAUCUGCAACUGGAACUAGGUGGCAAGUCGCCUGCAUUGAUACUCCACGACGCAGAUCUCCAGGCCGCGGCAGAGCAAACGGCAGCAAGCAUGACAUUCAUGAGUGGACAAAGCUGCAUAGCAAAUUCCCGGCUUUACGUUGAUCAAUCUGUCGGAGAGGAGUUCAUUAGCCUUUUCAAGAAAGCCUUCACCUCCUCUCGGAUAGGUAGCCCUCUUGAAAUGAAUACCUCUCAUGGGCCUCAGAUCGAUGCUGCUCAGCGUGAUCGAAUCGAAUCCUACAUUGAAAUUGGGCGUCGAGAUGGUCUGCUCCUAGCUGGCGGAAACGUCGGGCCUGGACUUUUUGUUCAGCCGACCAUCUUCGAAAAUAUCCCUGAGAGCUCUCCACUAAUGCAGGAGGAAGUCUUCGGUCCGGUAGUCGUGAUAAACCACUUCAAGUGCGAGACCGAGGCUAUCGAACGUGCCAAUAAGAGUGAGUUCGGGCUUUACGCGUCAGUGUUCACUAGGAACAUUGAUCGCGCACUGCGUGUUGCCAAGCAGCUGGAGGCUGGAACAGUGGCGAUCAAUUGUACCAGUCCAACAGUAGCCACGGACAUGCCUUUGGGGGGAUGUAAGAGAAGUGGAAUUGGUCGAGAAGGAUACAUAAACAGCCUUGAGAACUUUCUUGAGACAAAAACCCUUCUCAUACAUGCUAAUAUCUAG